This is a messenger RNA of Bufo bufo (common toad), 4073 nucleotides long. RefSeq names its product nuclear transcription factor, X-box binding 1 (gene NFX1). The transcript has 24 exons. Gene Ontology annotation, molecular function: RNA polymerase II transcription regulatory region sequence-specific DNA binding; zinc ion binding; DNA-binding transcription factor activity, RNA polymerase II-specific. Gene Ontology annotation, biological process: negative regulation of transcription by RNA polymerase II. The coding region runs from base 185 to 3598 and encodes 1137 amino acids. The record is from RefSeq and is a predicted model, not a curated record. Lineage: Eukaryota; Metazoa; Chordata; Amphibia; Anura; Bufonidae. Gene Ontology annotation, cellular component: nucleus.
AGAGGCGUGGCUUCUCAGGACAUGCGCCUUGGGACCUGGGAUGAUGGGUACGGUGACUAGCAGCGUGUGACGUCAGCAGAAGGCAGGAACACGGGUCUGUUUCAGUGGAGCUGCGGUCGUGCUUUCUAGGAUCCUCACCGGGGACAACACGUCACGUGAUCUGUUCGGUGUUUACGAGGGAGGAAUGGCGGAGGCGCAGCCCUCAGGGCUCACAAAGUAUAACCCUGAGGCUGCUGACUUUGUCCCUAGAGAGCACUUGAGUCAUCACUCAGGCUGGAAAAAUCAUGGGAGAACUGAAAGCAAUAGAAAUUGGUCUAGAAACGUACCGGCCUCUCAUCAGCAGCAGCCACCAAGGGAGAGCAAUCAUGACAGCCCUUCUCAGAAAGUGCUCUCCUACAACAGCUCUGCCACAAGUAACCAGGCAAGAGGCCAGCACGGGUCUCCAGAAAUCACCAACAAACCUGUAAAGAAUCACAGCUUUCAGAAUCAAAGGUGGCAACGGUCUAGGAGUGAGAGAUCUCACAAUAGGAACCAUUCAAGACAGCCUCUUUCUGAUACUCCAGCAAGGACAUCCUUUGUUGCCACCACACCGCUUGGUGACUGGCGUGUACGGACAAGAGAUCCCAAUGAUUUAGGCUCAUCAGAAAGCGAGAAAGAAUUUGGCAGUGCUAACAGUCAAGGGGCCAAGCCAAAGAGACUAACCCAUGGGGGAUCUCUCAGAGGACCUCGUGACAGAACUAAACUUACAUAUGACAGGGAGAAACGGGUAGCUCCAAAGCAAAAAACGGAUGAGUUGUUUGAGAACAUUCCACCCCGAGAUUUUGUGAAAUCAGGGACACUUAAGGAGGAUCAUUUUAAAAGUAGAAUUGAUCGGUGUGAUGGCGCAACGGAGAACAAGCAGAAGCAUUCGGCUUCUUUUAAUAAGCCAUCACGAGAACCACUGGAUUGGAAAAAAACACAGGAUGAUGUUCAGACAUUUAAGCGAAAUGAGGCUCAGAGCAGCAAGUUGUCGAGACAUGACAAAAGCCAACCAGCAACAUUUCCAUCCAAGGAGAAGAAGACCAAUCGGGGAACAGAACCUCCUCUUUCUAACACCUAUAAAGAGGCGAAGUCUCGUGGACAUCACUGGGUUUCUGAUGGUGACAAACCAGCAGGAAGGAAGCAUCCAUCUCAUGACCGUGCUUCUAAGUCAUCUGUGCAGCCAGGCUUUAGUAGACAGUGGAAGAAGCAUGAUUUACCAAAGAGCAAGGAAACACAUACAGGGUCUCUGAUUGAGCAGCUAACUGCAGAGAAAUACGAGUGCAUGGUGUGCUGUGAGGUGGUGCGAGUUAUGGCUCCAGUGUGGAAUUGUCAGAGCUGCUACCAUGUUUUCCACCUGAACUGCAUCAAAAAAUGGGCCAGGUCUCCUGCAUCACAAGCUGAAGAAGAAAAUAGUGGCUGGAGAUGUCCCGCCUGUCAAAAUGUCUCCUCCCGAGCUCCGAGCAUCUACACCUGCUUUUGUAGUAAAGUCAACAACCCUGAAUGGACUAGAAAUGAAAUUCCCCAUAGUUGUGGUGAGCUUUGUGGAAAGAAACGCUCUGGCCUUGAUUGUCCUCAUAUCUGCAACAUCUUGUGUCAUCCUGGACCUUGCCCCUCAUGUCCUGCCUUUGUGACAAAAACCUGUGAAUGUGGAAGAACCAGUCAGUCUGUUCGCUGUGGGCAAUCCUCUACUAUGCACUGUGCAAAUGUUUGUGGAAAUCCAUUGAACUGUGGGGAGCACAACUGCAAUCAGGUGUGCCAUGCUGGGAAGUGCCAGCCUUGCCAGCAAAUAAUACAUCAAGCAUGCUACUGUGGUGGCAGCUCUCGUGAUGUGUCAUGUGGGACAGACAAAGAUAACUACGAUGGCUUUGGAAACUUCUCCUGUCAAAAGCUCUGCGGCAAAAAAUUGAAUUGUGGAAAACAUGGGUGUACGGAGGUCUGCCAUCCACAGCCUUGCCAGCCUUGUCCGCGACUUCCCCAGAUUGUGCGUUUCUGUCCCUGCGGACAAACCUCAUUGAGCAAAUUACUUGAGUUGGGCUGUGUGGACAGAAAAAUCUGCACUGAUCCAAUACCAUCAUGUGGGAAGACGUGUGGAAAACCUUUGCCUUGUGGUUCUCAUGAUUUCAUUCAUACCUGUGAGAAUCUCUGUCAUGAAGGAGAAUGUGGUCCUUGCCCUCGCAUGUCUAACAUAUCCUGCCGAUGUGGCUUUAAAACAAAGGAAGUUCCCUGUGCACUGAUACAAAAUGAUGAAGAUCUUACAUUCAUUUGUGAUAAGCGUUGUAACAAGAAGCGUCAGUGCGGUCGACAUAAAUGCAGUGAAAUUUGCUGUGUGGACAAAGAACAUAAGUGCUCCUUAAUUUGUGGUCAUAAACUCAACUGUGGCCUUCACAGAUGUGAUCAACCAUGCCAUCGUGGGAACUGUCAAAACUGUUGGCAAACAAGUUUUGAUGAGCUUACUUGUUACUGUGGAGAGUCUGUUAUUUACCCUCCAGUACCAUGUGGCACCAGGCCUCCAGAGUGUAAAAACUCUUGCACAAGACAGCACGAGUGUGACCAUCCAGUUUUUCAUUCAUGUCACAGUGAGGACAAAUGUCCCCCGUGUACGUAUCUCACGCAGAAGUGGUGCAUGGGAAAACACGAGCUGAGGAACAAUAUUCCCUGCCAUCUUACUGAUAUUUCAUGUGGCCUGAGAUGCAACCAGCUUUUAAAAUGUGGAAUGCACAAAUGUAAAAGGAUCUGCCACAAAAGCGAAUGCCUCAUAGAUGAAGAUUGUAAACAGCCUUGCAUCCUUUCAAGACUGGAUUGUGGUCAUCCAUGUUUGGCUCCUUGCCACCCCUCACAGCCCUGCCCAUCUUCUACAUGCAGUGCUAUGGUAGAUCUCCAGUGUGAAUGUGGCCGAAGGAAAGAGAGCGUGGUUUGCUCAGCUGCCUCUUCUGCCUAUCAAAGAAUAGCUGCUAUAUCUAUGGCUGCAAAGCUGACAGAAAUGCAACUAGGCGAUUCAGUGGAUAUUGGUAAACUUGUCACCAAAAAAGAAAUCAAGCAGACCAGACUGCAGUGUGAUGAAGAAUGCUUGGCUUUGGAAAGAAACAGACGUCUGGCAGAGGCUUUGAACAUUACUGAGAAUUCAGAUCCUUUUAAUACUCGCUCUGGAUCCAAGUUCAGUGACAGCUUGAAGGAUGAUGCAAGAAAAGACUUAAAGUUUGUCUCUGAAAUUGAGCGAGAAGUUAAAGCUCUUGUGGAUGCAGUCAAUAAGGGGAAGCAAACCAAAAAAAGCCAUUGUUUCCCACCAAUGAACAGAGACCAUCGAAAGAUUAUCCAUGACCUUGCUGAAGUGUACGGUGUGGAGAGUGUGAGCUAUGACAAUGAGCCCAAACGCAAUGUGGUUAUCACUGCUGUAAAAGGCAAAUCUAUGUGCCCAAAUGUUACCCUUAUGGCUGUAAUUGAAAGAGAAAUCCAGGCAAGACCCCCUCCUCCUAUUGCCCAUUACAGACACCAGGCUGAAAGAAAUGGUGCAAGCAGUGGCCCACCGAAGACCAUGAGAGAAGAACCUAUAAUAGAUUACUUUGAUGUGCAAGACUAGUGACAUCAGUAGUGACUGAGAAUACAGGAAUGGGUUUGUGGACUUCUGUGGCUAUUAAGUGGUCAUAGGUAUAGUACACAUUCACGAAGCACUGCUGGGAUAUGUGCACAAAAUUAAACUAUCACAAUAAAAUAACUGCAGUCUAUUAUCCAUCUCAUCAAGCCAUUUCAGCAAUGCAAUAUGUACAUUCUCUGUGCCUGAUUUUUAUUUUAUUUUUUCCUUUUUUUUUUUUCUCUUCCAUCACUGAGUUUUUAAUCGUAAGGGAGGGAUAAUACCAAGUGGAUCACCACUGGAAAGUGAAAGGUUAGCUAAACUUGUAAUGCUAAGGGGCAGGAGCGCUGUGACUCUUUGCCUGUCAUCUGCUCUGUGUGUGGAGCAUGUAUCCCUUAUACUUUCCAUGGCUCCGUACACCACACCCUCGGGCAGCCGAGCAGAGCCAAAGAAAGUACUUCUGCAUCAUUUUCCAAAAGUUUAG